GAGCAGAAAAUUCUCCAUUCUUCGUGAAUCCGAUGAAUACACAAAACAAGGGUUCUUCAAAGCAGCUUUCAGGGAUGAAUAAUACGGGGGAGAUUCAAAGGAUUUACUCUGCGAAUCCUGCCGACUACAAGCUUUUGGAAGAGGUCGGCAAUGGCGCCAGCGCUACGGUUUACCGAGCGAUCUACCUCCCUAUAAACGCCGUCCUGGCCGUCAAGUGUUUGGAUCUUGAUCGCUGCAACAAUGGAAAUCUGGAUAGCGUACGUCGUGAAACUCAAACGAUGGCUUUGGUCGAUCAUCCGAAUCUCGUCAGAGCGUAUUGUUCCUUCGUUGUGGAUCGCAACCUGUGGGUCGUCAUGCCGUUCAUGGCGGUGGGUUCCUGUUUUGAGGCGAUGAAAAGGGCUCAUCCCAACGGAUUAGAAGAGAUGGAGAUUUGUUUUAUAUUGAAAGAAACCCUUAAGGCAUUGGAUUAUCUUCACCGACAAGGACAUAUCCAUCGAGAUGUUAAGGCUGGUAACAUAUUGCUCGAUAACAAUGGCGAUGUUAAGCUUUCUGAUUUCGGGGUUUCGGCUUGCAUGUUUGAUUCUGGUGAUAGACAACGGUGCAGGAAUACCUUUACGGGGACACCUUUUUGGAUGGCGCCCGAAGUUAUGCAAGCAGAGACCGGGUAUGAUUCUAAGGCUGAUAUUUGGUCGUUUGGGAUAACGGCGUUGGAACUUGCGCAUGGUCAUCCGCCAUUGUCGCAAUAUCCGCCAAUGAAGGUUCUUCUGGUGACACUACAGAAUGCUCCUCCAAGACUCGGUGAUAAAAAGUUCUCCAAGUCCUUUAAAGACAUGGUCGCCAUGUGCCUGGUGAAAGAUCCCAAGAAGAGGCCUACUGCAGGGAAAUUGUUGAAGCACUCGUUUUUCAAGCAUGCCAAGCCACCUGAGCUUUCUCUGAAGAAUUUAUUAGCUGAGCUCCGAUCACUAUUGUUGAAUCCUGUGAAAGCUCUUCAGAAUGAUGAAUCUGCACAACAACUACCUUCAAAGAUGGCAUCAUUGUCACCAGAAGAAGCAAGAUCAAUGAGUGUGUACCAGAAGGGAAUUAGUACCUGGAAUUUUGAUAUUGAAGAUUUGAAAGCGAAAGCGGAAACACUUAUCCCUGAUGAUGAUAAUAAUGACGAAACCAUGGAGUCUAGCCCUGUAGACAACUGCAGGGAUGGAUAUACAACAACGGAGCAAUGCAAGCAAGUGCUCCCACUGAAAUGCUAAAAUCUUUUAACUUCAAAUAUAAUGUAAUUUUUUCAUCUCGGUA
Molecule: messenger RNA, 1290 nt
Organism: Hibiscus syriacus
Lineage: Eukaryota; Viridiplantae; Streptophyta; Magnoliopsida; Malvales; Malvaceae
Product: serine/threonine-protein kinase BLUS1-like
Exons: 1
Coding region: 33-1247 (404 amino acids)
Biological process (GO): protein phosphorylation
Molecular function (GO): ATP binding; protein serine/threonine kinase activator activity; protein kinase activity
Source: RefSeq, a predicted model, not a curated record